AAUAUGGAAUUUCCAAGGACGCUCUUUAUGAGUCUCCUCUGUAUGCAUUUUACACAGUAACGGAAAAAUAUUGAAUGUUCCACUACCUCUAGAAUGGCCCGGUUAAAGAUUCUCCUUUUUCUUCCUUUUCUUGUGAAAAACUGUACAACUCAAGAAUGGUGGCUUAGUCCGGAAAACGGGCCUACCUGCAAACCUGGGACAUGUGGAGAAAACGAUAAAACGUGUGAGUGCUCACUCACAGUUGAACACAAACUUACCAUGAUGACAUCAAACCCUCCCUUACUAGUUCGACCUAAAAAUGGGGGUCUGUAUCUAUACAAUGAUACACAUUAUAGCUUUCCAUUAUCUGCAGAAAAGAUAUCGGAGGUUAUAACUGGUGAUGGGAAUGGAUCUCGUCUUGUCAUAGCCUUAAAUGGGAAGUUUCCUGGUCCUACAAUUGAAGCCUAUGAAGAUCAGACAAUGAUCAUCCAUGUACGGAAUUUAAUGCACACAGAUUCCACCACAAUACAUUGGCAUGGCAUGCAUCAAAAAGGAACUCCAGAAUCUGACGGGGUGGCCUUUAUCAGCCAGAGUCCUAUAUUACCAGGACAAACAUAUACCUACAAAUUUAGCGCUAAACCUCACGGAAGUAGUUUCUAUCAUGCACACAUUGGCGACCAGCGUAGCAUGGGACUAUAUGGAGGACUUGUAAUAUAUUCCAGAUAUAAGUUCUAUUCACAGCCACAAGUGGGAUUUACAGUUCUUCUACAGGACUGGAAUCAUGACGAUGAGCCGGAGACAUUGUAUCAGCGCAUGAUUAAUGGUGUAUAUGACCUUAGUAAAUUCACACUAAUUGAACCAACUCAGUCGAUUGAUGGUGCCAACUUUAGCAGAUUUCAUACUCAUUCCGCCUUGAUCAACGGAAAAGGGCGCUUUUACGCGGAAACGAGAGACAAGUAUGGCAGAAAAGAAAUCACUCACAAUGGCGCUCCUUUAGAAACUUUUGAAGUGCAAUAUUCAUAUUCGUAUAGGUUUCGUGUUAUAAGCGCUGCAACCUUAUACCCAUUUCGCGUGUACGUUCAAGGUCAUCGUGAACUGAAUAUACGAGCAUCAGACGGCUUUGAAAUUGUUCGUGGCACUGGAAACAACAGCAGGGAUUUGAUUGUGGAGUCCUUUAUCAUUCAUCCCGGUGAAAGGUAUGAUUUUACAGUAAUUGCAAAUCAAAAUCCAGGAACUUAUCUCCUGGUAGCUGAAACAAUUGAAGACCUCUCUAGGAAAUCUCCAUCUGAAUACCAUGCAGCUGAGGCAAUUAUUAGGUAUAAAGGAACAUCUUUAACCUAUCCGAAUAAAGACAGUAGCAAACAGAGUCACUGCACUUACCAAACACCAUGUGUAACAUUUAAUUGUCCAUACCUUUAUUAUCCAAGAGAUAAUUACCGGUUGUGUAUUACGUUUGACGAAGCAAAUAGCAAUGAACAUUUGUCGAAAUACAAGGAAAUACAAACUGUCGACGAGACACUCUUUUUUAAUUUUGCAUUUCCCGGAGAACCAGGCAACACACCAGGCUCAGUCAAUGGGCAUCAGUUUAUUUCUCCCACUUCUUCUAUAUUAACAUAUGAAAAAGAUCUUACGACACAUUGUAGAAAAAGCGAUUGUGGUAAUGAUAAAAUAUGUAGCUGCACCUACAAUGUUGAGCUCUCAUCGGAUAAGAUAUACCAGUUUGUCUUAACUAAUUUGGGAAAUGGAAGAGGGUGGUCCCACCCUGUUCAUCUACAUGGACAUUAUUUUUAUGUCAUGAAAAUGGGAUUUGGAAGCUAUAAUUCGUGGUCAGGAAAAUUUUUGACUUCAACUACUGACAUCGAAUGUAUCGGUUCCAAAAACUAUUGUAAUUCCGCUCGAUGGUCUAACACAAACUGGACAAAUGCUGAUAACUCUAUUCCAGGUCUCCAGUUAAAUUAUCCUCCCGAAAAAGACACAAUUAUUAUUCCAACGGGUGGAUACGUCAUUAUUAGAUUUAAAGCCGACAAUCCUGGUGCCUGGUUUUUCCAUUGCCACAUCGACCUUCAUAACACAAACGGAAUGGGAAUGGUUCUGUUAGAAUCUAAAGACAAGUACCCAAAUAAAGAUCACAGCAGCGGAGGGGAGUCCAUUAGGAAGGAGAGCUAUCACAUUCUUGUUUUGUUUUUGUUCCUUGGAUUGGCUUUCUCGCUGGUUUGAAAAUGUAAAUUCCAAAUAAAAAGGAAGUAUAUUAACACUGACUUAGUAUUAUGGUUGGAGAUAUUUGACUUUGUUUAAGUUUUAUAUUUUGUACAUAAUUGACAAUACAAUAACACGUAAAUGACUUUGAGUGAAUAUAUUGAAGUAUCCAUAGUGUUAUGGAAUAUUUUGGUUAUUUUAUGAUGUUUUAUUGCCCUCAACUAAUUUUAGAAAUGCAUUCUAUUGUGUCAACUUUUAGGUUGAUCUGAGUUGAAGGUUUAGUACAUGUUUUCUUAUCACUUUAUGAUUUUUCUUUGAAUAACUAGGAAUUUGCAACUUGGCAUAUAAUAGUUUUAUGUGAAAGGCUUUUUUGAAAUGGAUGAUUCAAUUAUUUAAAAAAAAAACAGGAAAAAGUCAAAUAUUAUAUAUAAACAUUGACCGGUUGAAGGUUAAAAAGUUGACAUUUUAAGCUAUAACAUGCACGCUACAAUUCGUGAAAAUAAAACGGAAGUAAGGGAAAAUUAACUUGAUUUAAGGUUUCUAUCCAUUGCAUAAUAACUUUGUUUACUGAGAGACACAAAUAUUAAUCACACAAAUAUUUUAAUUUAUGUUCAUGCGGGUUUUUUUCAGCUGAAUAACAAGUAAACACUCCGUACAAAUACUUAAAAACUAAUUUAAAUCAUACUUGAUAUGUAUAGGGUGAGUGAUGUUUUAAAUUGUAAAUAACCCCCAAUUAUAAUUUGUAUAAACAGUGUAAAUAUUGAUAAAUACGUCUUUACUAGGCAUAUAUUAAAAAAAAAACCCAGAGAAAACCCCAAAACAAAACGAAACGAAAAAUAGCAAACAAAACAAAACAAAACAAAAACACAACAAAUAAGUGUUAUAUAAGGAUUGGAUAUACCUAUAUGUAUCUUUUGUCUAUUUUAUGAUCCCAGAGUCAGUGUUCUUGUGCAUUAAAGACUAUGUAGUGAAAAUGAGUAUAUUCAAUGUCUUUUUUUCUCAUUGGCGCAAAGUUUAUAGGCGAUGAUCAGGUAAUCAUUACAAAAUUUUAUAACCCCGAAAUCAGGGUUCGGACGUGAACGUGAAGCUGUGUCGUAAAAUUAAAAAAAAGAUUGUACAAUGAAAUUUGAAAUAUUCUAGAUUAAGACAAAAAUAAUUGAAUUCUGGUUGUAACGCGCUUUCUGAUUGGCAUAAAAUUAUUUUAUAUCGUAUAAAGAAUGUUGCCUACGUCAUAGUAAGACUAACGUGAAAACGUUUCAAUACGCCUGACGUUACGUUCGAAUUUUGUACAAUUCUACGUCAUUUUAAAGGUCAAAUGACCGUUUUAUUC
Molecule: messenger RNA, 3505 nt
Organism: Magallana angulata
Lineage: Eukaryota; Metazoa; Mollusca; Bivalvia; Ostreida; Ostreidae
Exons: 3
Coding region: 94-2196 (700 amino acids)
Biological process (GO): iron ion transport
Cellular component (GO): plasma membrane
Molecular function (GO): oxidoreductase activity; copper ion binding
Source: RefSeq, a predicted model, not a curated record